UAUAACUCAGCAAGACAACAUUUCGACUUAGUGUCAUGUUUGCUAUUAGUAAUUAAUAACAAUGUUUUCACGUUUUAAUUAAUGUAAUUUAUUUAUCUCUACUUCCUGUUUUUUUUCAUCUACAUAUAUAUAUAUAUAUAUAUACAUUGAAAUUAGUAACAAGUUCAAGCCUCAUCAAAAAUUAGUCAAGGCCAAGAAAAAGAGAGAAGUUGAUUUUCGUGUAUUAAACUAUUUUCAGCGUGAAAAACUACCAAAAUGAUCUCCCUCGACUCUCUCGAUUCUCUGAAAUUAUUUGCUGUUGACCCUAAACAGAGAAGUAUGCUCCUCCAGGACAAAACAUUGAUUGAUGGACUUGUUCUUCUACUUAGCAAUGAAUCAGAAACUGUGAUAAUAUCAACAUUGGAGAUCUUUCUUCUGUUAUCGGAAUGUCCAGAAGGUAGAACCCAACUCAUUGAGAAUAAUUACCUUCAAAUGCAACUUGAAGAAAUCCUCCAAUCUCCAAAUGAAGAUAUUUGUAAUAAAGCUAUGAAGCUAUAUGAAGCUCUACAGAACACUCCUGUUGUCAACCCUGCUAAAACUAAUAUUUAUCAAACUCCUAAAAAUAACAGAAGAAGUAAUCUAUCCAAAACUGAUCAUUCUUCUAGUACUCACAACAGUAAAUACAAAACAAUACUGUUCCAAUUAAAAGGACUUUUUGAUAAGCAUGAUCGUGAAUUAUGUACCUGUCUCCUUAUCAAAGUUAAAGGUGUCAUCAGCAUAAUCUUUGAUAUGAACAAAUCCCGUUGCACCGUGAGGACUCUUUCAAAAGUACAACCUGAGGUAUUAGCUGAAGCAAUAGCAAAAUCUCAAACUAUGUCAGCACAGCAGAUUGUAAAAAAUGAACUUGGUGAAGAGGUUAUAUUGCCAUGCAGCAGCGACCAAACUGAUGUCAGUACUGAUGGGCCCGACUAUUUGGAUGAUGUUGAAAGUCCGCUGGCUGAUGACAAAGCUGUUUGUCGUACCGAGAGCUCGAAUAACAGAUUUUACUCUGGAAGCUGGUUACGCACUGCAGCUAAUUAUUUCUCCAAUUCGUUCUGGUGAUAAUGAAACACACACACAUACACACACACGCAAGAAAAAAGGAAAACUCUGCAAACAAUGGAAUUAAGACUGCUACUGAAACAUACACUCUUAGUAGGAUAACAACUGCUACAGCUUGUGGUUUAAAUAAAUUUUUAAUGGAAAUAUAAUUGUGGCCUUGCUAGGAUGUUUAUGCUGCAUGAUGCUCUAAGAUACUUUUAUAAUAGACACAUUUAUAAAUCUGUGUCGACUUGUUAUGUAUUAAAAUUAUUUAUUUAUGAUCAAACAUAUCAGCAUAUCAUAUCGUAUCAGUUUAGUAUUAAAUUUUUUAACAUAGACACAUAGCCACAAAUGUUUCUGGAGGAGAGAUGUAUAGAGUUGUUCUAUCGACCCCUAGAAGAAUGAAAAUUAAAGUUGACUUUGGCAGGAUUUUGACUAAAUGCAUGAACAAUCAACAGCUAAAUAACUCAGCAUUUUGUAUUUUCUGGUUCUAUCAAUCCACUGCUAUUAGAUAUUAGCUUAAUAUCACUGACAAAUGGCUUGUGUUGUUUCAUUUUUAUAAAUCCUGCAGAUACAUGUAUAUCAUCCAGAUAUUAAGGAUUAACUGUUUUGAUACCAACUUCCUGUUUUGAAGUGAUUUAAAUUAAAACUUUUCCAGCAAAAUUUCAUUUUUGUUAAUUUGUCUCAAACACCACUUUGAUAAUGACAAAGUUAUUUUACUAAAUGAUCUAUUUAUUUUUUUUCUUAUUUUAGUCAUUGUACUGCAACCAUGCUGGGGUACCACCUUGAAGGGUUUGGUCAAAUAAAUCAGCCCCAGUACUUAUUUUUUCCUUUUUAAGCUUUUGUUGAACCAUGAAGUUACCGCGAUGUAAACAAACCAACACCAUUUGUCAAAGAGUGGAGGUGGGACACACAUAUGCACAAAACAGGCUUUGUUCAGUUUCCAUCUAUGAAACCCAUUUGCAAAGCUUUGGUCAGCUUGGAGUUAUAAUAGAAGACACUUGCCUAAGGUACCAUGCGGUGGGACUGAACUCAGACCACAUGGUUGUGAAACAAGCUUCUUAACCACAUAGCCAUGUCUGUGUAUAUAGAUUCUACAUAAUUGAAACAAAGGCAGCAUAUUUCAACAGAAAUGUGUAACAAAAUGGUUAUAUACAUGAGAGAGAGAGACAGCAAGCAAUCUGUGUAUCAUCAAUCUCGGUGCUCAACUGGUUUUUAUUUUAUUGACUCUGAAAGGAUGAAAAGCAGAAUUUGAACUCAGAAUGUAAAGAUGGACGAAAUAAUUCUAAGCAUUUUGUCCAGCUGGUGCUAUGUCUUUUCAUCCGACAUGACUUCGUCAAACGUCUUUCCGUCCACAUCUUUUUGUCUGAUGAUUUUUGUGGCCAAUGACAAAUCCUAUCAAUAAAAUUCUCAAUGAUUAUUUGAUUUUGAUGUUUACCUUGUUUUCUGAAGAGUUUAUAUAAAAUUGGACAAAAAAAUCAUCGGACAAAGUGACAUCAGAUGAAAAGUCAGGUCACUUGUUCAGCCUGCUAAUGAUUCUGCUUGCUUACUACCUUAAUAAUGGUUUCAAAUUUUGGCACAAGGCCAGUAUUUACAUCAACCCCAGUGCUUCACUGGUACUUAUUUUAUUGACCCCAAAAGGCAAAAGCAACCUCUGUGGAAUCUGAACUCAGAAUGUAAAGACACAAAAUAUGCUAGGCAUUUUGUCUGGCAUGCUAACAACUCUAUCAGCUUGCCACCUUUUAGGUACUCAAUAAUAAUACCAAAAAAAAAAAAAAAAAAAAAAAAGAAACAAAAUUUCCAAUUCAUUUUAUUUGGUUUUUCAGAUUUUAUAUUUUUUGAUUGAAAACAAAAAUGAAUAAUAAUAAUAAAAGAAGUAAUGAUAAGUUGAUGAAUGUUGAAA
Octopus bimaculoides (California two-spot octopus) is the source of this 2962-nucleotide messenger RNA. RefSeq names its product armadillo repeat-containing protein 1. Gene Ontology annotation, molecular function: metal ion binding. The record is from RefSeq and is a predicted model, not a curated record. Lineage: Eukaryota; Metazoa; Mollusca; Cephalopoda; Octopoda; Octopodidae.